AAAGGCUUCCUUCUCUGCUUUCGGUUUUGAGGAUUAAGUGAACAGUACAAGAGACUUUUGAUAUAAUACGCACCUGACAGUCCAGCGGGUUUCUAAAGUCAUAGAUCAAUUGCAAUGCAAGCAAAAAUGAGAAACGGAUUAUUAUCGAUUGGACUUUUCAUGGCAGCAAUAGCUCUCACCUCAGGUGUUUCGAAACCCAACACAACAACCUCAAACCCCAAUACCACGGUUGUAACUUCAAACGCAACAACCGCAAACCCCAAUACCACGGUUGUACCUUCAAACGCAACAACCGCACACCCCAAUACCACGGUUGUACCUUCAAACGCAACAACCGCACACCCCAAUACCACGGUUGUACCUUCAAACGCAACAACCACACACCCCAAUACCACGGUUGUACCUUCAAACGCAACAACCGCACACCCCAAUACCACGGUUAAACCUUCAAACGCAACAACCGCACACCCCAAAACUACUGCACAUCCUACACCAGUACCACAGCCAACGCCACCACCUACCAACAGCACGUUGGGACAUUAUAAUGUUACUAGUGAUAAUAAAACAUGUAUUAUGGCUGAUUUUGAAAUCAAGAUCGUUGUGAACAACAGCGAGGUUAAUGGGACAUUCAUUGUUCAGCCGAGCAAAACCAAUAUCUCUGGGAACUGCCAAGAUUCAUCGCCAGUGGCUAAUAUGUUUCUCAGCUUCAUUGAGGGAGAAGUUGUCCUAAAAUUUAGAAACAAUGCCACAUCAAAAAUGGUCUAUGUUGAGACUUUGGAAUUUGACCUGAACUAUGCUUUCAAGUCUGGAGCAAUGAAGAAUUACAACGGGAUAAACGAAUCUCUCCAGCUGUUUGCUGCAGCCGCAGAGCACUCAUAUUCCUGCAAGUCUGUGAAGGUGUUCAUGGGGCAAGGGGUGCAUCUGGAUUUUACCAGCAGCAGAGUUCAGGCCUUCAACAUCAAGAACAAAGAGUUUGGAAAGGCUGAUCUGUGCAAGGCUGAUCAACCCGACUACCGCGUUCCCAUCGCUGUGGGCAUCAUACUUGUCAUCCUCAUCGUCAUUGUCGUCAUUGCUUACCUUGUCAGCAGAAAACGGAGGACUGAUGGUUACCAGUCUCUUUAAAAACCUGCAAACACUCGCUUAGCAGAUGUACUACCAACAUUACCAGUUUAUGGGGAAUUUGAAUGUUUUGUGAAUUUUGAGUUAAUGUUACUCAAGAACUGAUGAACAUGGAUAAUCUAAAAUACUUCCUACAAUAGCAAAGGGUAUGUGAAAUGCAGACAUGCUGCAUAAUAACACAGGUGCUGUGGCUGCAUCACUAUAAAAUCAUGUUACAAUGCAUACAGCUUAGUGCAUAAUCUGCCUAACAAAGGCAGAUUACCUCACUAUAGCAAGUUAAGUUAUUUUCCUUUCGUAUUGGCCUACCUUCAUGAAAUUACCAUUUUUAAUAACUUAAUCAACUGACAUAGAGCGAUGUUAAUUCUUUACUGUUGCUUAGCCUGAACUGCUCACAUCUAAUUCAUUUUCUGUCCUUAGAGGCCAACCCUAGGUUAAUCAGAUGUACAUAAGUUAACAAGGGCACCAUAAAAGGGAAUUUAGUUGAAGCCUUACAUGCUUUGUUUCAUGGAUAUAUUAUGCAUUGUACUUUGUAAUUAAAUAUAAAAAGGAAUUUAAUGAGCAGGCACAUCCCUGUUUUAGUCUACAGUAUAGUUCUUUUAAGAAUUAUACAUUUAUUCUAUUUCUGCUGGCUUCAGACUAAAGGGCUUUGCUGUAUUGUGUUUUGAUGUGAAACUGUAACUAAAGAUGAAUUUGAAAAGAAAUACAGAAAUGCACUGAAUGCAGUAGUAUGUAGUCAUGUUUUGUUUACAACCAAUAAAAGAAAUAAAAACAA
Messenger RNA from Misgurnus anguillicaudatus (oriental weatherfish), 1891 nucleotides. RefSeq names its product CD68 molecule (gene cd68). The record is from RefSeq and is a predicted model, not a curated record. Gene Ontology annotation, cellular component: late endosome membrane; lysosomal membrane; plasma membrane. Gene Ontology annotation, biological process: establishment of protein localization to organelle. Lineage: Eukaryota; Metazoa; Chordata; Actinopteri; Cypriniformes; Cobitidae.